This is a messenger RNA of Alexandromys fortis (reed vole), 3808 nucleotides long. RefSeq names its product Rho guanine nucleotide exchange factor 39 (gene Arhgef39). The record is from RefSeq and is a predicted model, not a curated record. Gene Ontology annotation, biological process: positive regulation of cell migration. Bases 2018 to 3025 code for a protein of 335 amino acids. The transcript has 9 exons. Gene Ontology annotation, cellular component: plasma membrane. Gene Ontology annotation, molecular function: guanyl-nucleotide exchange factor activity. NCBI's taxonomy places the organism in Eukaryota, Metazoa, Chordata, Mammalia, Rodentia, Cricetidae.
UUAUUAUUUUAUAGGUAUGGGUAUUUUGCCUAUGUCUGCUGUGGAAUAAUCCUCUUGUACACUGUAAAGAUUUGUAAACUUGAAUUGGUUUAACAAAAUGCUGAUUGGCCAGCAGCCAGGCAGGAAGUAUAGGUGGGGUGGUCAAAUUAAGAAUGAUGGGAGGAAAGGGUGGAGUGAGGAGUUGCCAGUCAGACGCAGAGGGAGCAGAUGAAUGUACCAUGUUAAUAAAGGUACCGCCACAUGGCAGAGCAUAAAUAAGGAAUAUGAGUUAACUUAAUGUAAGAGCUAGUUAGUAAUAAGCCUAAGCUAUUGGCCAAGCAUUUAUAAUUUAUAUUAAGCCUUCGUUUGAGUCAAUUAUUUGGGAAAUGGCUGCCAGGUAUUUGUGAACUGGUGGGUUGGAGAGAAAUGUUCAAUUACAUAUGUCUGUGUACCAUAUGCAUGCCUGAUGCCUGAGACAGCCACAAGAGGGUGCCUGAUCCCCUGGAACUAGAGGUGCAGAUAGUUAUGGGCCAUCAUGUGGGUAGUAGGAAUUCAACCCGAGUCCUUUGGAAAAGUAGCCAGCACUCUUAACUAAUAGACAAUCUCUCCAGCCCUUUCCCUUUGUUUAAAAAUAUUGUUUAUCUGUAUGAGAGAUGAUUGGGGAGUUAAGAGUGCUCCCUGCUUUCUCAGAAGACCAGAAUUUGAUUCCCAGCACCCACACCGGGUGACCACACUGCCCAUGACUCCUCCUAGGAGAUUCCCAGCACCCAAACUGGGUGACCACACUGCCCAUGACUCCUCCUAGGAGAUUCCCAGCACCCAAACUGGGUGACCACACUGCCCAUGACUCCUCCUGGGAGAAUUCCAGCACCCACACUGAGUGGUCACAAUUGCUCAUGACUCCAGCUCCUGGGACAUCUCUUUCUGGACUCUGGGGCACUGGCAUUCACACACACACACGCACACCACUCUCACGUACACAUACCCUCCCAUGUGAACAUAUAGUUUUUAAACAUCAAAAUCUUUAAAAAGAGAUUCCUGACAUAUUGACAAAAUGUUCCUGAAAAUUUACCUUACGGGGGUAUACCCAAUUCCUCAAAGUCCUAAGGAAAAUUUAGGACAUUCUCCUUUUGAUAAGGUACCCAGCUAACCCAUCAAAGCUUUUGUCCUUGAUCAGAAUGAGGGAGAGAGGAAGUAUGGAGGGGGGGGAUUGAGAGGAGUGCAGGGAGGGGAAACUGUGGUUGGAAUGUAUUUUAUGAGAGAAAAAUUAAAAAAAAAAAAAAAACUCCAGUAAACCCAAACUACCACCUUACCGACUCCUCACCUGAAGCUAGUUUGUGAUCAAGUUUAGAUCAGUAUGAAACAAAACAAAACAACAGCAACAACAACAAAACCAGGACUGGGGAUGUCGCUGUAGAGUGCUUGCCUAGUAUGCACGAGUGGGUUCCAUCUCAGCCCUUCAUAAGCCGGUCUGACGCUGCAAAACUAACUUCAUUUGGAAGCCGAAGGCAGGCAGCUUAAACCAAGGUCAACCUCAAAUUCAGUUCAAAGCCAGCCUACAUUAUAGGAACCUAUCUCAAUAAAAAAUUAAAUGAAGAAACACGGUAACUUAAAACUUGCGCACUUUGGUCCAAAGCUCAAAGGUUCCUAGCUGGUGAAAGCACUGGGAAUGACUGGCCAACUGCUUCUUUGUCUGGCAUGGGCUCAGGAUGUAGUAUGGACGGUACUUAUCCCCACAUUCCUAAUUCUACAGUUAGACAGAGUCCUUGUCAACGUCUGCAUUUUGUAGUCUCCAGUCUCCGUGUUCAGACAGCUGUGCCUCCUUCGUGCCACACCUGGCAUUUGCGCGACGUUGCAGCGCACCUAGAGCGCCGCCCUGGCGGAUGGGGCAGACACAGCAGAGGGGACCCGCCCCGCGAGCCGCUGCCCGCGCAUGCUCUGUGCUCCCUGGCCGCACCUCCGCGGCCCCGCCCCCCGAGCGGUUGGAAUUUGAAUCUCCGGCGCGACACUGCGGAAAGCCUGGAACCCUGGCCCAGGCAUGGAGAGCCCAGGCUCCAACGCGCACUGCCCGGUGCGACAGCAGCGUGCUCGUUGGGAACGGAAACGUGUCUGCACCGCUCGGGAGCUGCUGGAGACCGAGCGGCGCUACCAAGAACAACUGGGCCUUGUGGCCACGUACUUCUUGGGGAUCCUGAAAGCCAAGGGGACACUACGACCACCAGAGCGCCAGGCCCUGUUUGGGAACUGGGAGCAAAUCUAUGCCGCCAGCCUAGAGCUGCUCCCCUACUUGGAAGAAGGGCACUGGGGGUCGGGGCUAGAGGGCUUCUGCUCCCACCUGGAGCUCUACACCCAGUUUGCUGCCAAUACCGAGAGUUCUCAGGCCGUCCUUCAGACGCAGCUGAAGAAGAAUAAACGUUUUCGGAGGUUCGUGCGGCUUCAGGAAGGCCGCCCUGAAUUUAGGGGUCUUCAACUCCAGGACCUGCUCCCUCUGCCUGUGCAGCGGCUCCAGCAGUACGAGAAUCUCGUCGUGGCCUUGGCGGAAAACACAGUUCCCAACAGCCCUGACUACCAACAGCUCACACGGGCUGCCCGCCUGGUGAGCGAGACUGCCCAGAGAGUCCACGCCAUUGGUCAGAGCCAGAAGAAUGACCAGCACCUCCUCCGUGUCCAGGCUCUACUCAGCGGACGCAAGGCAAAAGGGCUUACCUCAGGACGAUGGUUCCUGAGACAGGGCUGGCUUUUAGUGGUGCCUCCCACCGGGGAGCCCCGGCCCCGCAUGUUCUUCCUCUUCUCUGAUGUGCUCCUCAUGGCCAAGCCUCGACCCCCACUGCACCUGCUGAAGAGUGGCACCUUUGUCUGCAGGGCCCUGUACCCUAUGUCCCAGUGUCAACUUAACAGGGUCUUUGGCCAUUCGGGAGGAACUUGUGGUGGUCUGCUCAGUCUGUCCUUCCCCCAUGAGAAGCUACUGCUCAUGUCCACUGACCACGAGGAGCUGUCACGAUGGUACCACAGCCUGACCGUGGCCAUCAGAAGUCAGAAGAGCUAGAAGUGUCCAGCCCUACUGCAACACGAUGCUGUCAUCUACAAAUGUGCUAUCCUGGGAUAUAUGUGGCAGCUGGACAUGCCUAAGAAGAAUCUUAAAAUUCCAGAACUCAGGAUACUCAGGGAUAGGGCAGAGCCAAGAACAAAAGGAAAUUGAAUUCAACACUGGAACCACAGGGCCCUCCGUGGCCUGACACGGGCCAUUUAACUAGUUUAUCAAAGCAAGCUGGCAGUGGUGGCGCACACCUUUAAUCCCAGUGCUUGGGAGGCAGAGACAGGUAGAUCUCUGAGUUCUAGGCCAGCACUAUCUACAGAACGAAUUCUAGGACAUCCAAGGCCACAUAAGAGAAACCCUGUCCUGUUUUAAAAAACAAAACAAGAAUCAGAAAGCAGGCUUAAACCUAGCUGAGCCCCAGCUGAUCCAGCUCCUUUGACACCAUGCCGCAGGGGGAGGAGGGAGCCUUGCUGUCUAUUCAAUCUGUAGCUUUUUAUAGGAGGCCCUUUUUGUUAUUGAUGGUUUCUUAUUUUAUUUUUGAGACAGGGUCUUCCUAUGUGACCCAGGCUGAUGUGAACUUGAAUUCCUCCUGCCUCAGCCUUUCAAGUGUUGGUUUACCAGGUGUAUGCUGCCACACCUAGCUACUGUAUAGUUUCUUUCUUUUCUUGAGACAAGAUUUCCAGUAGCCCAAGCUGGCCUUGAACUCCAGAUCUUCCUGAACUACCUCCUAUGUUUGAAAAGUCCUAUAAUUUAUUUCCCCGCUGUGUUUUAAUAAAGUGCUGUUUUGUUGUG